Trichobilharzia szidati is the source of this 743-nucleotide messenger RNA. Lineage: Eukaryota; Metazoa; Platyhelminthes; Trematoda; Strigeidida; Schistosomatidae. The record is from the annotation of a GenBank genome assembly.
UAUAAUAUAUAUACGUUAAGUGAAAUGAACCAAUCAGAUAGUUAGUAUCAGCUUGUAUGUAUGCACGUAUGCGUACAUAAUAAUAUGUCAGCGCAAAAAUCAAUAACAUAUAAUGCACGCACACACACAGAUUAAGGCGUAUAUUGAAUAAUGCUGCUUACAGCUAUUAUAUACUCCUAUUACUUUAUUAUUUGAAAUAGCAUUAAUUGUAUAAUCCUGUUAUUAUUAUUGUUGUUGGAUUAACAAGUGAUUUUUUCUGAGCAAAUUCAUAUUGGAGAUUUAAAUAUGGAUUCCGUUUCAAAUUCAGUAUGGGAUAUUCUGCCUACCAGUGUCCUACUCUCUGUAUCCGAUAUAAACACCUUGGAUAAGUGUUCAUUUUGUAUUGAAAAGUAUUCAAUCGGUGAUGAAAUUAUUUGGUUACCUUGCUUUCAUGCAUUUCACUAUUAUUGUUUUUUAGAUUGGAUUUUAGAGUGUGACGAAUGUCCUGUAUGUCGAUGGCCAAUGCUCACUUUCGAAUGAUGAUCUAACACAGCGUGAUCGCUGAAAUGGGUUGCGGGGAGGGUGGGGCCAGUGAAAGAACGCAGAAAGGCAUCUAUCUCUUUAAUGACUUUCAAAGAUCAAAUGUAUUUGCAUUAACAUUCUGUUCACUCUCUCUCUCUCGCUAUCUCUUGUCUUUCAAUUGGUCUACUGAACAGCUAUGCACCUCAUUUUUUCUCCCAUAUAAGUGUAAAUAUCUCUCGAUU